AGACACAGGAUGAACCCACUGAUAAAAACUACAGCUAGCUAAACAGCUAUAAAAUGCCCAAAGUUGGGUCUACAAAAACAGUUCAAGUUGAAAAUUCUGACAGUGAUAGCACCAUGGUGGAAAAAACAGCUGCGAGAAAGAGCAAGGACAAGAUUGCAUCCUACAGCAAAACUCCCAAAGUGGAUAGGAGUGAUGUGGGGAAGGAAAUGAAAGAAAAGUCUUCCAUGAAACGUAAACUUCCUUUUGCUAUUAGUCCAUCCAGAAAUGAAGAUCGCAAUUCAGACACAGAGAAGGAAGGUCCGGAGAAAAAGAAAGUGAAGAAGGAUGCUGGAAAUAAGAAAUCGACACCAGUUAGCAUCCUUUUUGGUUAUCCUCUGUCAGAGCGCAAACAGAUGGCACUUCUCAUGCAGAUGACGGCAAGAGAUAACAGUCCAGAUGCAACCUUAAAUCAUCACUUACAAACAGCACCAACACAGAAGAAAACUCCAAGCUCUUCCUCAAGACAAAAAGACAAAGUUAACAAGAGAAAUGAGCGAGGGGAAACUCCUCUACAUAUGGCAGCAAUUCGAGGAGAUGUUAAACAGGUUAAGGAGCUAAUCAGUUUAGGAGCAAAUGUGAAUGUCAAAGAUUUUGCAG
Molecule: messenger RNA, 636 nt
Organism: Apaloderma vittatum (bar-tailed trogon)
Lineage: Eukaryota; Metazoa; Chordata; Aves; Trogoniformes; Trogonidae
Product: ankyrin repeat domain-containing protein 12-like
Exons: 4
Cellular component (GO): nucleoplasm
Molecular function (GO): protein binding
Source: RefSeq, a predicted model, not a curated record